GGUGCGCUGAAGUAUCGAGAGUUUGUAUCCCACACGAGUAGCGGUUUGGACUAGACUGAGAAGAAAGCGAGGGAUAAAGAGCCACCAGAUAAUGGACAUGUUUGCAAGAAUAUUCAACAACGUCUUGCCAGCUAAAAAGCAACCCGUUCCCAAGGAGACGGCUACUUUAGAGAGAAAGUCCAAGAGGUUGAUAGCUCAAGACGGCUGGUCUCCACCUCCAUUUGACUCGUCCUGUGUCAGGCUUGUCUUGUAUCAGGAUCACGAGGGACGAGGAAAGAAGCAAAUAUUUGACACGAAAGCUCACCAAGCAUCAACGAGCAGCAACCAGGAUAUAUCUGAAAGCAACGUUCACUUAUCAAUCAAUUCCUCUUUAACUAGAAGUUAUCGUAAUGAUGAUUGUACACACGAGAUGUGUAACAGUCUAACCUCAAGUAUCACAAGUAGCCUUGGGAACAGUUACAGGUCAAAGUCUAAUCUUACAAGACGUCCAAGCUCUGAUUCAGAGCUCCUAGGUGAAAUGAUGUUUGGUUCAAUGCCAAUGAAGUUAAUGGGGAAUUCAGUUAAGAUACAUUACAUAAGGUCAGAGGAGCAGCUCAUGGUAACCAAGGUGUUCUUUGCUCAGAAGAGGAUGCUCUCCAGUUGCAGUUUGAACGAUUUCUCUGAGAGCUGUCCUCUACCUGGUGACCCAGGACUGAUACCAAAGCAGCAGACGCCAUCAACUCAACAGAAUAACUUCCACUGCUCACUAAGACCACCUUCAUCUUCACCUGAUUCCAGACAAGGCUUAAGUCAGUCCUAUUUCUCUCCUGGUCACUCACCAACUGCUUCACUUCCUACAGGCAGCACCUCCCUGGCUAACAGUGGGAACUUUGACUAUUCUCCAACUCACUCUCUCAGUAUUGGUGUCCCUAGUAGUCUUACCUCAAGUUUGACUAGACGCAUACAAAGAGUGAGAUCAACUAGUUUAGAGAAUGGAUCAGAGCUGUACUAUAGGAUACUUAAACCAAUGGACCAGUCAACCGGAAGUCGAAGAGGAAGAAAGUAUGCCAUUGGUGUUGUGUUUUCACUUCAUAACAUGAAGCCAGCUGAAAGAGAACAAUUCCAGGAGUUCUUUUUCUCUCAUUUCAAUCUCAUCAGUUCAAGCCUUGAGCAGUUGAGGGAGAGGGUAGAGGAGACACUCUGGGGAAGGAGACAAGCACUGGCUGAGAUUGUAAUGAAAGCAUACGAGAGCUUUGUGGACAGUUUUAAAUCACUUUACUGUGCUCAGAGAAUCAAAGCUCCAGUUUGGCUAGAGAUAGUUGGUGGUGCUAGCAACAAACGUGAGAUUUGCUGUCGUUUUCUCUCAACGCUGAAAUCACUUACGAUACAACUUGAAACAAAAGAGUCAAAAUAUUUCCUAUCCUCGCUCCUCACUGCUGUAUUGAGCUAUCAUUUAGCAUGGGUAUAUACUGUUAGUAAGAGUAGCUCAAUGGCCACUUCAAGGCAUCAUGACAAAAUGGCUUCAAAAUCGCUGGCAGUUCUUGCCGAAACACACCCAUACAAUCCUCUGUGGGCUCAAUUUGGUGAUUUAUGUGGUGCAGUCUCUGAUCCUCUUACAAUAUCCCGUACAGUGGUCGUUGGUAAAUCAGCCUCGCUGGUCUGCCGGCUACUCUACCUUCUCUCCUACUUCAUACGUUGCUCUGAGAUUGAGGAGCAAGGACUCUUCAAGAGCUUCAUGGAGUCUCAGUUCAAUUUCGACGAGUUAGAAGAGAGUGACAUCUUUCCCGACUCCCGCGACGGCUCGUCUCUGACCCUCCUCAGUGAGAGUGGGAGGAGUUCAGUUCCUACCAUGUCUAGCAGUUUGGAGAGGGUGGAGAAAGCCCCGCUGGUGAAGCCACACCCUUUUAGUAUUGGAGGGCGUGGGAACAGCAUCUCUCGGGCGUCCAGUUACGGGAGUUCCUUGAACCAGAGCUCAAUGACUCUCUCUUGUGGUAGUCUGGACGGACUGACAUCUUGCACUACGACUCCUCUACAGGUACCCAAGCCAAUACUGAGACACGUCACUGAUAGCAAUAGCGUCUGUCAGUCGGUCCCUGCUGGAAUGCUCAGUAAUUCUAGCUACAUGGGGAGACAGCACUCCGCCAAAGAGAAGAGUAGUCUGACCCCAUUCACAUGUGUACCAACUCACUCGACAUACAGCACUGGGGUUGUGACUAACUUGCAAAGAAGAGGAGGAGAGAGCAGUAUGACUUCUCCUCUACUGAAUGGGUAUAAGAUCAACACUAGUGGAGGGAAGGGAGGAGGGUGUGAGUGUGCCGAUUGCUCCUCUGGUCAGUCCAGCCUAUACAGUGUAUGUCCUGUUGAUACUAAUAGGAUACUGUGGAGGCCCAGACGAGGGAGCAGGGGGGCAGAGAGAAGACUGGGUGCUUCCUCUCCUUUACUCAACAAUGACUGGAGGACUAGGAGCUAUGACGGGCACAAUAAAGUAAACUCUAGCCUGAGGAGUUUCCCCGAGAAAGAGUCUCCGGGAAGCAAGCUAUUGAGUGAGUCCAGUACAGACUCGCUCUCCACAGGUUAUCACACCACUAACAUCUCACGUAAUCCCUCAGGUACUUCCAUUGGCCUCAGCCAACAGCCCCCGGCUCAGUCCAGACUAUCGAAGAGACAGGGGACCUGCAGUAGCUUUGACUCUGGUGUGUUUGAGCACACAUCAAUACUUACAACCGACAGUGAGAGACUCACUGAUUUUGAUAGUCUACAGAUGAGCAAUGGGUCUAGUUUCAGGGCAGGUAGUAGGACAGAGUCUUCUUACCCUCAGCAAUCAUCCAGCAUGUCACUAGCUGCUACAGGAGCUUAUCCUGGCAAUGACUCCAUCCCAAGCACUGGUAGAUACUGUCCUGGUGCAUUCUCAUUUACUCCUAGUCAUUACCAGCCUGCCGGUAGUAAUGAAUUAGGUUUAUCCUCUCCAUUGGCUGGCACAGAAGACCAAGAGACCCCAGUGAACCAGUCAAGUUUACUGAGGGUUGAUGAUGCUCAUGUGUUCAGUCAGUCUUAUGACAGCCAGCAGAGGAAGAAGCCCUCAAUAAUGCUGCCCAGUAGUGGGACAACAACUGAUGCUUCAUCUCAACUCACCUCCAAUCCUUCCUCUCUGCCUCAGGGACAGCCUUUCUCUUCUGGUGGUUUAAAGUGUGCUAGUUCUCCUGCUCUUAGUUCAAUGGCUGGUCCUCCUCCAGUUAUAAUACAAUCCUCUGAUGACAAUCCUGGCUCCAGUAUCCCCAGGAACAACAGUUAUAAAGGACUCCCUCUUAUUGACUGUCCUGAGCUACAGGAUCAACUCUCGCCGUCAUCAAAUCAUUUAAAUGUUGCAGAGAUUAAUGUUGAAGAAAGUCUCUCCGCCCGUAGUCUGUCAUAUCUAUCAAUGUCUUCAUUUGGUAAUGGAGCAGCUAAUGGUCUCCUUUCAGCUAAUAAUGAUAGACUGGAAAAACAGUUUAAGGACUUCUCUGAGAUCGACAUUCAAAAUCUUGAUGAAGACAUUGGUUCCGAACUACCUUUGCUCUCUCCUCCCCCCACCCUCCCUUCGUCCCACCCUGCUUCAGCUAGCUCAACCCCACGCAUGACCUAUCUCUCUAAGACUCCUCCUACCUCAAGCAUACACUCCUCCUCUUCACUAGGAGGAGUGAGUGCUCUUGGAAGAGGAGGAGUAUUAGGAGGAGGAGGGGGUGAGCUCUCUGAUUUCGGUCACUCUCUGAUGGCUGGUCACAGUGAACGGUAUAUGCCUCAUUUUGUGUUACACGGUACUAGUCAGCCUUUUGAUGAGUUUAAGGAUCAAUUGGUCAGUGAUCUGUCGGCAAUGAUAAAAUAUUCUAUUGUUGAUGAGCCAGUACAGCAUGGAGUGGCUAUAGUGGCUGAUACUGAUACACUCACCUGUAAGAUAGUGGCUGUAUCGAAAAGCCAAAGAACAAACGAUGGUGAAGUAUUGAUUGGAACUGCACGUCCGUCAUAUUCCGUACAACAACUAAUUCACUCUGUGUCUACACUAUGGGACAUGCAACUCCCUCCUGAAUUUUGCCUGUCUAGUAUGGAGGAUGGAUUAAUGGCUUUAAAUGAGCAGGGACAAAUGAUGUCUGCUGGUCUACUGGAGGAAGGACGAAUUAGUGACUUAUCUACAUCUUUGAAGAAGCUCCAUAGCUCCCUCAAUACUGAUAUUAGUGAUCAUUCAUUGCUUCAAGCACUGGCUGGUGUUCAUGUUAGCAGCUCUGAUCCAACCAUAUCAAAGGAGCUCCAGUUUCAUUGCCUUCAUUCUCUUAUUAAAUAAAAGAAAACAUAGUCUAGGAAUUAAGCACACAUUGUGCAUGCAGUCAAGAGAAGAUGUAUAUUCUAACUGAAUGAUGCAUGCACACACUUCACUUCACUCCUGCUUUUUAAUUUAUAUUCACGUUCAUUCAUUCAUCCUCAGUUUAGGGUCUCUAUCUCAGUCCUGUUAUUAUUAUUAUUAUUAUUAUUUAAUUAUUAUUAUUAUUUUUGUUCUCUUUUUGAUGUUUUUUAAAUUUUAUUAUAACAUUAAGAGUUAAGUGUAGGGUUGGUAUUACGUAACGACACGCCCUUGUUAUGUAACGAAUUUCCCUGCACUUGUUAAAUUACGGGAUUUUACAGGGCUUGACAUUAAUGACAGGUCAAGAGGUUGAAAUCAGUGAAAAGAUGCCCAAAGCACUUGAAGCUGUUUUUGCAGGAGAGAAAUCUUUGAGUAGCUACGUCGAGGAAGAAUGCAAGAAACACAGUAUAGACCACGAGGCAGUGUCUAAAGAAAUGGAAGAAAUGAAAAUGAAUCCGGAGCCUGAAGUUGAUUUUCAUGAAGAGCUCAAGUUUUCUGUCAAACCAUCGCUUGCAACAUCAAAGAAAGCCUACCAGGUGCUACUGGGUGGACUGGCUCAUGAUGAUUUCAACGAAUAUUGCAGCAUUGGACUCGUCCCGUACCAGGGAGAGAAGCAUCACAGCACUACAGCUAAUCCUCUUCACUUCUUUGACUACAAUGCAUUGAUUGAUGACUGGAUGAUGUCUACAGACCCACAGGAACAAGUCAAGCCUGAUGAAGAGGACAAAUAAAACAAACCAGUUCAUUCGUAAUACUCAUUUCAUUAGUUAUGCAAAACAUCAUGUGUAUCCUAAUAUUUCCAAUCAUGGAAUGUUUUAAUUGUCAUGAGUAAUCUUCAUAGACACUAUAGCACAA
Amphimedon queenslandica is the source of this 5206-nucleotide messenger RNA. RefSeq lists its product as uncharacterized. The record is from RefSeq and is a predicted model, not a curated record. The transcript is spliced from 20 exons. NCBI's taxonomy places the organism in Eukaryota, Metazoa, Porifera, Demospongiae, Haplosclerida, Niphatidae. Gene Ontology annotation, cellular component: cytoplasm. Gene Ontology annotation, molecular function: protein-folding chaperone binding; ATPase inhibitor activity. Bases 92 to 4294 code for a protein of 1400 amino acids.